AUGGUCAUUUACGAACUAUACUCGAAAGAUUCUACAGAUAUGCACUAUAGGGCAAAAGAGAAAAUUCCUCAAAAAAUUGAGUGUAGUUUGUUGGUAGUUUGUAGCAACCAUUUAAUAAUAUGUCAAGAAAACACCUUACAAAGCCUAUUGUUUAGCGGCGAAAAGGAAAAAUCCUGGACCUUUUCCAGCCCUAUACGUUACAUCAAAAACAUCGGAGGCCCUGCGGGCAAAGAAGGCCUAUUGUUAGGCUUAAAAAACGGCCAAGCAUGGCAAGUCCACCUGGACAAUGUCCACCCUUUAUUAAAACAAACAAUAAAUUCAAGCAUUAGAUGUCUGGAUUUAAGCAGAGACAAGUCCAAACUGGCCUUAGUAGAUGAAACAGGCCUGAUGCAAAUCUUCAAACAUUCAACUUUGUGCUAUCAAGAACACAACGUUAAUAGUGUUGCGUUUAAUACCCAUUACGAAGAAAUGCUGGCUUAUAGUGGCACUAAUGAUACACUAUCAUUGAAAAUUUUAGACUUUCCAAGCCACAUACAAAAACUGAGCGGCUUUGUAGUAGGCCUAACAGGCUCUAAAGUGUUUUGCCUCAACGGCUCAAACAUGAACACAAUAGAGCUACCAUUAAGCACCCCAAUGUAUCAAUUCCUGGAAAAAAACCAAUUCAAAGAAGCUUAUAAAGUGGCCUGCCUGGGCGUCACUGAUGGUGAUUGGGAAGAAUUAGCCCACACCGCCUUGGAACAUUUAGACUUAAAAAUCGCCCGCCUUGCCUUUGUAAAACUACAAAACUUCAACUAUUUGGAAUUAAUCCAGGAAAUUAGCCACAAACAAUUAUUUGAAAAAGAAGUUAUUUUAGGUGAUAUUUUGGCAAUGAAGGGCAAAUUCAAAGAAGCCGCAAGGCUUUACCAGAAAUCGGGCAACGAUGCAAAAGCCUUAACAAUGUAUACAGAUUUAAGGAUGUUUGAUGAAGCUCAAGAGUUUUUGGGCAACAAAGACAAUAAGGCAUUAAUCAGGCAAAAGGCCGAUUGGGCUAAAAACAUUAACGAACCCAAAGCAGCUGCUGACAUGUAUAUUUCAAUAGGUGAUAUUGAAAUUGCUAUUGAAAUCUACUUUGAGCAACAAUGGAGCGAGCAACUAAUUCAACUAGGAAGGCAAUUGGAUAAAUCCUCCACUCAUUUAAGCCUUGUAGCUCAACGUUUGCAGCAAUUGAAUCAAAAAGCUUCAGCAGCUGAAAUCUAUAGACGUUUAGGUGAUUCAUUAAGCGUCCUAAAGCUACAUAUUGAAGCAAAUGAAUGGCCUCAGGCUUUUAGUUUAAUACAAAAUCAGCCUAAUUUAAGUGCCUUGGUUUACGUGCCUUAUGCUCAAUAUUUAGCGGAAAACGACCAAUUUGUCAAGGCCCAAAAGGCUUUUCAUAAAGCAGGCAAAUCGCAAGAGGCCUUUAAGGUUUUCAGGCAACUGACAUCAAACGCUGUAGACGAAAUGAGAUUCGAUGAUGCUUCGUUUUACUACUGGAUAAUUUCCAGGCAGUAUUUAGACUUGAAUUGUUUGGAAGAUUUCAGGCACAACCAAUCACUGGCCGAAAUUUAUUAUGCCUACCAAACAAUUCACAAAUAUUUAGAAGAACCUUUCACAUCUUACAUGCCAGAAGCAUUAUUUAAUAUUUCCAGAUUCCUAGUAGUUGAAAUUGGUUUUAAUAAGCCUCAAAACAUUUCUCAAUUUGCUAUAAUAUUUACUCUAGCUAAACAAGCUUCUAAGUUAGGUGCAAACAAGCUGGCAAAUCAGUUGUAUGACAAGCUACAAUAUUUGAAAAUCCCCAAGAAAUUCGAAGAGCAACUCGAAAUUGCUGCAAUUGCCUCAAAAUCCAAACCCUAUCGGGAUCCGGAAGAGCUUCUACCAAUGUGCUAUCGUUGUUCGACUUACAAUCCUGCCUUAACCAAUUUUUGCACCAGUUGCAAACAACAAUUUGUUUAUUCGUUUGUAAGUUUCGAGCUGUUGCCUUUAGUUGAGUUCAAAAUUGAAGCAAACCUAACUGACGAUGAAGCUGUGAGGCUUAUUCAAACUCCGCAUAAGCGUGAGUGCAUUUUAAAUGAAAAUGUGCAAACUUUAGAGUUGGCUAGUGAUACAACAAAUUUUGCAGUAAUAUUGAGCAAGCAAGAGUUGUUGGAAUUGGAGCCCGAGACUGUUUUGGUGUGCAAAUGGGGCCCGCCUUUGAAAUAUCAGUUUUAUAGGAAUGUUUUGCCAGAGUUAAAUGUUACUGUUUGUAAUUCUUGCUUUAAAGCGUUUCACGUUGAUGAUUUCGAGCUGCAAUUGCUUCAAAAGGGCUUUUGCCCUUUUUGUAGGGUGGCUCCUGAUAGUGUAGACCUGAAUGAUGAUUUUGUUGUUGAAUAA
This is a messenger RNA of Ceutorhynchus assimilis (cabbage seed weevil), 2385 nucleotides long. The record is from the annotation of a GenBank genome assembly. Lineage: Eukaryota; Metazoa; Arthropoda; Insecta; Coleoptera; Curculionidae.